This is a messenger RNA of Scutellospora calospora, 285 nucleotides long. Lineage: Eukaryota; Fungi; Glomeromycota; Glomeromycetes; Diversisporales; Gigasporaceae. The record is from the annotation of a GenBank genome assembly.
AUGAACAAAGAACUGAAGGAAGAAAAGUUGUGCCCACCUGAAACUGAAGAAAAAGUACCCAAAAACGAAGCUGAACCUAGUGGACUGAAAGGAAAAACCUGGAAAUCAGAAGAACUGAAAGACACCCAGACAGAAUUCAAGCUAAUGCCAAAAGAAAUAGAACCAAUGCCACCAGAAAGAAAGUUAUCACCAAAAAAAGAGGCUGAUGAAGUCAAAGCAUGUGGAUCGAGACCUGGGAAGACUAAGGAGUUGACACAAGACAAAAGGAGAAUAAUGGCAAUGUAG